Molecule: messenger RNA, 1290 nt
Organism: Diceros bicornis minor
Lineage: Eukaryota; Metazoa; Chordata; Mammalia; Perissodactyla; Rhinocerotidae
Gene: YDJC
Product: YdjC chitooligosaccharide deacetylase homolog
Exons: 5
Coding region: 5-976 (323 amino acids)
Biological process (GO): carbohydrate metabolic process
Molecular function (GO): deacetylase activity
Source: RefSeq, a predicted model, not a curated record
ACCCAUGGCCCGGCCGCGCGUGCGGCUGGUGGUCACCGCGGACGACUUUGGUUACUGCCCGCGGCGCGAUGAGGGCAUCGUAGAGGCCUUCCUGGCGGGGGCUGUGACCAGCGUGUCCCUGCUGGUCAACGGCGCGGCCGCGGAGAGCGCGGCGGAGCUGGCCCGCAGGCACCAAAUCCCCACGGGCCUCCAUGCCAACCUGUCCGAGGGCCGCCCGGUGGGCCCGGCCCGCCACGGCACCUCGUCGCUGCUCAGCCCCGAAGGCUUCUUCCUCGGCAAGAUGGGAUUUCGGGAGGCAGUGGCGGCCGGAGACGUGGACUUGCACCAGGUGCGGGAAGAGCUGGAGGCCCAGCUGAGCCGCUUCGGGGAAUUACUGGGCAGGGACCCCACUCACGUGGACGGGCACCAACACGUUCACGUGCUCCCAGGCGUGUGCCAGGUGUUCGCCGAGGCUCUGCAGGCCUACGGGGUGCGCUUCACACGGCUGCCCCUGGAGCGCGGGGUGGGCAGCUGCGCGUGGCUCGAGGCUCCAGCGCGCUCCUUCGCCUGCGCGGUGGAGCGCGACGCCCGGGCUGCUGUGGGCCCCUUCUCCCGCCACGGCCUGAGGUGGACGGAUGCCUUCGUGGGCCUGAGCACCUGCGGCCGGCACAUGUCCGCUCACCGCGUGUCAGGGGCACUGGCUCGCGCCCUGGAAGGUAUACCCACAGGCCAUGCCCUGACAGCCGAGCUGAUGGCCCACCCUGGCUACCCCAGUGUGCCUCCAACUGGGGGCUGCGGUGAGGGCCCCGACGCCUUUUCCUGCUCUUGGGAGCGGCUGCAUGAGCUGCGUGUCCUCACCACACCCACACUGCGGGCUCGGCUUGCCCAGGAUGGCGUGCAGCUGUGCGCCCUCCUUGACCUAGACUCCAAGAGACGCGGGGAAGUGGUCCCUGGUGAAGCCACUCUGGAAGCCUUCCUGGAGUCCUCCCCACCAUGACCCUGACAGCCAAAAACUAAAGCCUGUUCGUGCUCAGGAAGGGGGCCAGGAUUGAGCCCUGGCACAGCCAGGAACCAGGCCCUAGAUGGGCUCUGUGACUUCCCUGGGUAGGACGCUGCCACCUCUAUGCCCAGCUCCUCAUGGCUCAGAGUGGUGGCCAGAGCUUCAACAAGCCCUCUUGGCUGCAGGUGGGCUGGCCUGUGACAUCUAGGCCUGGGGCCUGUCAAGCAUUUGGUGCCCUUCACAUUGCCAUGUAAGCAUCUUCCUUGUUUAGGCGCAGUGGGGAGAGAUCACUGUGUUAAUAAAAUAACAUG